AUGGAGCGUUUCAAUGAUUAUACUUUUGGAAGAAAGACAACCGUGUACACUGAUCAUAAGCCGCUGGUGUCGAUAGCCACUAAACCACUGAAUAACGUUCCUCGCCGUCUGCAGCGUAUGCUUAUCCGGCUCCAAAAGGAUGACAUUGACAUUGUGCACACACCUGGCACACAGAUGUUCAUCGCGGACACCCUGUCGAGAGCACAUCCGCCAGUGGCCGAACAUCAGCUAGAAGAGAUCGAGACAGUUAGCAUGGUGCAGCAUCUGGCAGUGACAGAAAACCGUUUGAAAGACAUAAGGCGUUUCACGGAGGAAGACCAAACUUUUGCAGCUUUGCGAGACGUUAUCCUCAGUGGGUGGCCAGAAACAAAGAAGCAGCUCCCGAAGGAAUUAACACCCUACUUCAAUUUUCGGGACGAACUCACUGUCUGUGACGGUCUGUUGUUCAAGGGAAGUCGAAUCCUAAUCCCUUCUUCUCUCCGAAAGGAGAUGCUGGAGCAUGUCCAUCGCGCUCACCUGGGUGCAAAUUACACCAUUAAUCGAGCAAGAGAACUGAUGUUCUGGCCAGGAAUGACAGGUCAGAUCAAGGAUCAUGUGUCUAACUGUGAGGCGUGCCGUUCACACGACAUUCGGCAAACGAAGGAACCGAUGAUGCUGCAUGAUGUUCCUUGA
Dicrocoelium dendriticum is the source of this 672-nucleotide messenger RNA. The record is from the annotation of a GenBank genome assembly. NCBI's taxonomy places the organism in Eukaryota, Metazoa, Platyhelminthes, Trematoda, Plagiorchiida, Dicrocoeliidae.